Messenger RNA from Closterium sp. NIES-65, 22359 nucleotides. The record is from the annotation of a GenBank genome assembly. NCBI's taxonomy places the organism in Eukaryota, Viridiplantae, Streptophyta, Zygnematophyceae, Desmidiales, Closteriaceae.
AUGCUUCCUCUGCUUUCGCUUCUUCUGCUUGUGCUUCCUCUGCUUGCGCUUCCUCUGCUUGCGCUUCCUCUGCUUGCGCUUCCUCUUCUUGCGCUUCCUCUGCUUACGCUAUCUCUGCUUGUGCUUCCUCUGCUUGCUCUUCCUUUGCUUACGCUUCCUCUUCUUGCGCUCCUCUGCUUGCGCUUCCUCUGCUUGGGCUCCUCUGCUUGUGCUUCCUCUGCUUGUGCUUCCUCUGCUUGCGCUUCCUCUGCUUGUGCUUCUUCUGCUUGUGCUUCCUCUCCUUGCGCUUCCCCUGCUUGUGCUUCCUCUGCUUGCGCUCCCUCUGCUUGCGCUUCCGCUGCUUGUACUUCCUCUGCUUGUGCUUCCUCUGCUUGUGCUUCCUCUGCUUACGCUAUCUCUGCUUGUGCUUCCUCUGCUUGCUCUUCCUUUGCUUACGCUUCCUCUUCUUGCGCUCCUCUGCUUGCGCUUCCUCUUCUUGCACUUCCUCUGCUUACGCUUCCUCUGCUUGUGCUUCCCCUGCUUGCUCUUCCUUUGCUUACGCUUCCUCUGCUUGCGCUCCUCUGCUUGCGCUUCCUCUGCUUGUGCUUCCUCUGCUUGCGCUUCCUCUACUUGUGCUUCCUCUCCUUGCGCUUCCUCUGCUUGUGCUUCCUCUGCUUGUGCUUCCUCUGCUUGCGCUCCUCUGCUUGUGCUUCCUCUGCUUGUGCUUCCUGCUUGUGCUUCCUUUGCUUGCGCUUCCUCUGCUUGUGCUUCCUCUACUUGCGCUUCCACUGCUUGCGCUUCCUCUUCUUGCGCUUCCACUGCUUACGCUUCUUUUGCUUGUGCUUCCUCUGCUUGCUCUUCCUUUGCUUACGCUUCCUCUGCCUGCGCUCCUCUGCUUGUGCUUCCUCUGCUUGUGCUUCCUCUGCUUGCGCUUCCUCUGCUUGUGCUUCCUCUACUUGCGCUUCCUCUGCUUGUGCUUUCUCUGCUUGGGCUUCCUCUGCUUGCGCUUCUCAGCUUCUGCUUCCUCUACUUGUGCUUCCUGCUUGUGCUUCCUCUGCUUGCGCUUCCUCUGCUUACGCUUUCUCUGCUUGCGCUUCCUCUGCUUGCGCUUCCUCUGCUUGCGCUUCCUCUUCUUGCGCUUCCUCUGCUUAUGCUUCCUCUGCUUGUGCUUCCUCUGCUUGUGCUUCCUCUGCUUGCGCUUCCUAUGCUUGCGCUCCUCUGCUUGCGCUUCCUCUGCUUGUGCUUCCUCUGCUUGCGCUUCCUCCGCUUGUGCUUCCUCUCCUUGCGCUUCCUCUGCUUGUGCUUCCUCUGCUUGCGCUUCCUAUGCUUGCGCUCCUCUGCUUGUGCUUCUUCUGCCUUUGCUUCCUGCUUGUGCUUCCUCUGCUUGCGCUUCCUCUACUUGUGCUUCCUCUACUUGCGCUUCCACUGCUUGCGCUUCCUCUACUUGCGCUUCCUCUGUUUGUGCUUUCUCUGCUUGGGCUUCCUCUGCUUGCGCUUCUCAGCUUCUGCUUCCUCCACUUGUGCUUCCUGCUUGUGCUUCCUCUGCUUGCGCUUCCUCUGCUUACGCUUUCUCUGCUUGCGCUUCCUCUGCUUGCGCUUCCUCUGCUUGUGCUUUCUCUGCUUGGGCUUCCUCUGCUUGGGCUUCUCUGCUUCUGCUUCCUCUACUUGUGCUUCCUGCUUGUGCUUCCUCUGCUUGCGCUUCCUCUGCUUGCGCUUCCUCUGCUUGCGCUUCCUCUGCUUGCUCUUCCUUUGCUUACGCUUCCUCUGCCUGCGCUUCCUCUGCUUGUGCUUCCUCUACUUGCGCUUCCUCUGCCUGCGCUUCCUAUGCUUGCGCUUCCUCUUCUUGCGCUUCCUCUGCCUUGUGCUUCCUCUGCUUGCGCUUCCUCUGCUUGUGCUUCCUCUGCUUACGCUUCCUCUGCUUGCGCUUCCUUUACUUGCGCUUCCUCUGCUUGCGCUUCCUCUGCUUGCGCUUCCUCUGCUUGCGCUUCCUCUACUUGCGCUUCCUCUGCUUGCGCUUCCUCUGCUUGCGCUUUCUCUGCUUGGGCUCCUUUGCUUGUGCUUCCUCUGCUUGUGCUUCCUCUGCUUGCGCUUCCUCUGCUUGUGCUUCCUCUUCUUGUGCUUCCUCUACUUCCGCUUCCUCUGCUUGUGCUUCCUCUGCUUGCGCUUCCUCUGCUUGCGCUUCUUCUGCUUCUGGUUCCUCUGCUUGUGCUUCCUCUGCUUGUGCUUUCUCCACUUGCGCUUCCUUUGUUUGCGCUUCUUCUGCUUGUGCUCUUUGGUUGUCCUUCCUCUGCUUGUGCUUCCUCUGCUUGCGCUUCCUCUGCUUCUGCUUCCUCUGCUUGCGCUUCCGCUGCUUAUGCUUCCUCUGCUUGCGCUUCCUCUACUUGCGCUCCUCUGCUUCUGCUUCCUCUGCUUGUGCUUCCUCUUCUUGUGCUUCCUCUGCUUGCUCUUCCUCUGCUUACGCUCCUCUACUUGCGCUUCCUUUGCUUGUGCUUCCUCUACUUGCGCUUCCUCUGCUUGUGCUUCCUCUCCUGGCGCUUCCUCUGCUUGUGCUUCCUCUGCUUGCGCUUCCACUACUUACGCUUCCUCUGCUUGUGCUUCCUCUGCUUGCUCCUCCUUUGCUUACGCUUCCUUUGCCUGCGCUCCUCUGCUUGUGCUGCCUCUGCUUGUGCUUCCUCUGCUUGUGCUUCCUGUGCUUGUGCUUCCUCUACUUGCGCUACCUUUGCUAGUGCUUCCUCUGCUUGUGCUUCCUCUGCUUGCGCUCCUCUGCUUGUGCUUCCUCUUCUAACAAUUCCUCUGCUUGCACUUCCUGUGCUUGCUCUUCCUCUAUUUGCGCUUCCUCUGCUUGCGCUUCCUCUACUUGCGCUCCUCUGCUUGUGCUUCCUCUGCUUGCGCUUCCUCUGCUUGUGCUUCCUCUGCUUGCGCUUCCUCUGCUUGUGCUUCCUCUUCUUGCGCUUCCUCUGCUUGCGCUUCCUCUGCUUGCGCUUUUUCUGCUUGUGCUUCCUCUGCUUAUGCUUCCUCUGCUUGUGCUUCCUCUGCUUGCGCUUCCUCUACUUGUGCUUCCUCUGCUUACGCUUCCUCUGCUUGCGCUUCCUCUGCUUGCGCUUCCUCUGCUUGUUCUUCCUCUGCUUGCGCUUCCUCUGCUUGCACUUCCUCUGCUUGUGCUCCUCUGCUUGCGCUUCCUAUGCUUGCGCUCCUCUGCUUGCGCUUCCUCUGCUUACGCUUCCUAUACUUGCGCUUCCUUUGCUUGUGCUUCGUCUGCUUGUGCUUCCUCUGCUUGUGCUUCCUCUACUUACGCUUCCUCUGCUUGCGCUUCCUCUACUUGUGCUCCUCUGCUUGUGCUUCCUCUGCUUGUGCUUCCUCUACUUGCGCUUCCUCUUCUUGUGCUUCCUCUGCUCCCGCUUCCUCUGCUUGCGCUCCUCUGCUUCUGCUUUCUCUGCUUGUGCUUCCUGCAUGUGCUUCCUCCGCUUGCGCUUCCUCUGCUUACGCUUCCUCUGCUUGCGCUUCCUCUGCUUGCGCUUCCUCUACUUGCGCUUCCUCUUCUUGCACUUCCUCUGCUUACGCUUCCUCUGCUUGUGCUUCCCCUGCUUGCUCUUCCUUUGCUUACGCUUCCUCUGCUUGCGCUCCUCUGCUUGCGCUUCCUCUGCUUGUGCUUCCUCUGCUUGCGCUUCCUCUGCUUGUGCUUCCUCUCCUUGCGCUUCCUCUGAUUGUGCUUCCUCUGCUUGUGCUUCCUCUGCUUGCGCUCCUCUGCUUGUGCUUCCUCUGCUUGUGCUUCCUGCUUGUGCUUCCUCUGCUUGCGCUUCCUCUGCUUGUGCUUCCUCUACUUGCGCUUCCACUGCUUGCGCUUCCUCUUCUUGCGCUUCCACUGCUUACGCUUCUUCUGCUUGUGCUUCCUCUGCUUGCUCUUCCUUUGCUUACGCUUCCUCUGCCUGCGCUCCUCUGCUUGUGCUUCCUCUGCUUGUGCUUCCUCUGCUUGCGCUUCCUCUGCUUGUGCUUCCUCUACUUGCGCUUCCUCUGCUUGUGCUUUCUCUGCUUGGGCUUCCUCUGCUUGCGCUUCUCUGCUUCGGCUUCCUCUACUUGUGCUUCCUGCUUGUGCUUCCUCUGCUUGCGCUUCCUCUGCUUACGCUUUCUCUGCUUGCGCUUCCUCUGCUUGCGCUUCCUCUGCUUGCGCUUCCUCUUCUUGCGCUUCCUCUGCUUACGCUUCCUCUGCUUGUGCUUCCUCUGCUUGCUCUUCCUUUGCUUACGCUUCCUCUGCUUGCGCUCCUUUGCUUGCGCUUCCUCUGCUUGUGCUUCCUCUGCUUGCGCUUCCUUUGCUUAUGCUUCCUCUCCUUGCGCUUCCUCUGCUUGUGCUUCCUCUGCUUGCGCUUCCUAUGCUUGCGCUCCUCUGCUUGUGCUUCUUCUGCCUCUGCUUCCUGCUUGUGCUUCCUCUGCUUGCGCUUCCUCUACUUGUGCUUCCUCUACUUGCGCUUCCACUGCUUGCGCUUCCUCUACUUGCGCUUCCUCUGCUUGUGCUUUCUCUGCUUGGGCUUCCUCUGCUUGCGCUUCUCUGCUUCUGCUUCCUCCACUUGUGCUUCCUGCUUGUGCUUCCUCUGCUUGCGCUUCCUCUGCUUACGCUUUCUCUGCUUGCGCUUCCUCUGCUUGCGCUUCCUCUGCUUGUGCUUUCUCUGCUUGGGCUUCCUCUGCUUGCGCUUCUCUGCUUCUGCUUCCUCUACUUGUGCUUCCUGCUUGUGCUUCCUCUGCUUGCGCUUCCUCUGCUUGCGCUUCCUCUGCUUGCGCUUCCUCUGCUUGCUCUUCCUUUGCUUACGCUUCCUCUGCCUGCGCUUCCUCUGCUUGUGCUUCCUCUACUUGCACUUCCUCUGCUUGCGCUUCCUCUGCUUGUGCUUCCUCUACUUGCGCUCCUCUGCUGGUGCUUCCUCUGCUUGCGAUUCCUCUGCUUGCGCUUCCUCUUCUUGCGCUUCCUCUACUUGUGCUUCCUCUGCUUGUGCUUCCUCUGCUUGCGCUUCCUCUACUUGCGCUUCCUCUCUUGGGCUUCCUUUGCUUGGGCUCCUGUGCUUGCACUCCCUCUACUUGCACUUCCUCUUCUUGUGCUUCCUGUGCUUGUGCUUCCUCUACUUGUGCUUCCUCUACUUGCGCUUCCUCUUCUUGUGCUUCCUCUGCUUGAACUUCCUCUACUUGCGCUUCCUCUGCUUGCGCUCCUCUGCUUGUGCUUCCUCUGCUUGUGCUUCCUCUGCAUGCGCUUCUUCUAGUUGUGCUUCCGCUGCUUGUGCUUCCUCUGCUUGUGCUUCCUCUGCUUGCGCUUCCUCUGCUUGCGCUUCCUCUGCUUGCGCUUCCUCUGCUUGGGCUCCUCUGCUUGUGCUUCCUCUGCUUGUGCUUCCUCUGCUUGCGCUUCCUCUGCUUGUGCUUCUUCUGCUUGUGCUUCCUCUCCUUGCGCUUCCCCUGCUUGUGCUUCCUCUGCUUGCGCUUCCUCUGCUUGCGCUUCCGCUGCUUGUGCUUCCUCUGCUUGUGCUUCCUCUGCUUGUUCUUCCUCUGCUUGCGUUUCCUCUGCUUAAGCUUCCUCUGCUUGCGCUUCCUCUGCUUGCGCUCCUCUGGUUGUGCUUCCUCUGCUUGUGCUUCCUCUGCUUGCGCUUCCUCUGCUUGUGCUUCCUCUGCUUUCGCUUCUUCUGCUUGUGCUUCCUCUGCUCGUGCUUCCUCUGCUUGCGCUCCUCUGCUUGUGCUUCCUCUGCUUGUGCUUCCUGCUUGUGCUUCCUCUGCUUGCGCUUCCUAUGCUUGUGCUUCCUCUACUUGCGCUUCCUCUGCUUGCGCUUCCUCUGCUUGCGCUUCCUCUUCUUGCGCUUCCUCUGCUUACGCUACCUCUGCUUGUGCUUCCUCUGCUUGCUCUUCCUUUGCUUACGCUUCCUCUUCUUGCGCUCCUCUGCUUGUGCGUUCUCUGCUUGUGCUUCCUCUGCUUGCGCUUCCUCCGCUUGUGCAUCCUCUACUUGCGCUUCCUCUGCUUGUGCUUCCUCUGCUUGCGCUUCCUCUGCUUGCGCUCCUCUGCUUGUGCUUCCUGUGCUUGUGCUUCCUGCUUGUGCUUCCUCUACUUGCGCUUCCUCUGCUUGUGCUUCCUCUACUUGCGCUUCCUCUUCUUGCGCUUUCUGUGCUUACGCUUCUUCUGCUUGUGCUUCCUCUGCUUGCUCUUCCUUUGCUUACGCUUCCUCUGCCUGCGCUUCUCUGCUUGUGCUUCCUCUGCUUUUGCUUCCUUUGCUUGUGCUUCCUCUGCUUGUGCUUCCUUUGCUUACGCUUCCUCAGCUUGCGCUCCUCUGCUUGUGCUUCCUCUGCUUGUGCUUCCUCUGCUUGCGCUUCCUUUGCUUGUGCAUCCUCUACUUGCGCUUCCUCUGCUUGUGCUUCCUCUGCUUGCGCUUCCUCUGCUUGCGCUCCUCUGCUUGUGCUUCCUCUGCUUGUGCUUCCUGCUUGUGCUUCCUCUACUUGCGUUUCCUCUGCUUGUGCUUUCUCUACUUGCACUUCCUCUGCUUGCGCUUCCUGUGCUUGCGCUUCCUCUUCUUGCGCUUCCUGUGCUUACGCUUCCUGUGCUUGUGCUUCCUCGGCUUGCUCAUCCUUUGCUUACGCUUCCUCUGCCUGCGCUCCUCUGCUUGUGCUUCCUCUGCUUGUGCUUCCUUUGCUUGCGUUUCCUCUGCUUGUGCUUCCUCUACUUGCGCUUCCUCUGCUUGUGCUUCCUCUGCUUGCGCUUCCUCUGCUUGCGCUCCUCUGCUUGUGCUUCCUCUGCUUGCGAUUCCUCUGCUUGCGCUUCCUCUGCUUGCGCUUCCUCUGCUUGCGCUUCCUCUGCUUCCGCUGCCUCUGCUUGCGCUUCCUCUGCUUGCGCUUCCUGUGCUUGCGCUUCCCCUGCUUGCGCUUCCUCUGCUUGCGCUUCCUCUGCUUGCGCUUCCUUUGCUUGCGCUUCCUCUGCUUGCGCUUCCUAUGCUUGCGCUUCCUCUGCUUGGGCUCCUUUGCUUGUGCUUCCUCUACUUGUGCUUCCUUUGCUUGUGCUUCCUCUGCUUCUGCUUCCUCUGCUUGUGCUUCCUCUGCUUGUGCUUCCUCUGCUUGUGCUUCCUCUUCUUGUGCUUCCUCUGCUUGUGCUUCCUCUGCUUGUGCUUCCUCUUCUUGUGCUUCCUCUGCUUGCGCUUCCUUUGCUUGCGCUCCUGUGCUCCUGCUUCCUCUACUUGUGCUUCCUGCUUGUGCUUCCUCUGCUUGCGCUUCCUCUGCGCUUCCUCUGCUUGCGCUUCCUCUGCUUGCACUUCCUCUGCUUGCGCUUCCUCUUCUUGCGCUUCCUCAGCUUAUGCUUCCUCUGAUUCUGCUUCCUCAUCUUGCUCUUCCUUUGCUUACGCUUCCUCUGCUUGCGCUCCUCUGCUUGUGCUUCCUCUGCUUGUGCUUCCUUUCCUUGCAAUUCCUCUGCUUGUGCUUCCUCUGCUUGCGCUUCCUCUGCUUGCGCUCCUCUACUUGUGCUUCCUCUGCUUGUGCUUCCUGCUUGUGCUUCCUCUGCUUGUGCUUCCUCUGCUUGUGCUUCCUCUACUUGCGCUUCCUCUUCUUGCGCUUCCUUUGCUUGCGCUUCCUCCUCUUACGCUUCCUCUGCUUGUGCUUCCUCUGCUUGCUCUUCCUUUGCUUACGCUUCCUCAGUUUGCGCUCCUCUUCUUGUGCUUCCUCUGCUUGUGCGUCCUCUACUUGUGCUUCCUCUGCUUGUGCUUCCUCUACUUGCGCUUCUUCUGCUUGUGCUUCCUCUGCUUGUGCUUCCUCUUCUUGCGCUCCUCUACUUGUGCUUCCUCUGCUUGCGAUUCCUCUGCUUGCGCUUCCUCUGCCUUCGCUUCCUCUACUUGCGCUCCUCUGCUUGUGCUUCCUCUGCUUGUGCUUCCUCUGCUUGCUCUUCCUUUGCUUACGCUUCCUCUGCCUGCGCUCCUCUGCUUAUGCUUCCUCUGCUUGUGCUUCCUCUGCUUGCGCUUCCUCUGCUUGUGCUUCCUCUACUUGCACUUCCUCUGCUUGUGCUUCCUCUUCUUGUGCUUCCUCUACUUGCGCUCCUCGGCUUGUGCUUCCUCUGCUUGCGCUUCCUCUAAUUGCGCUUCCUCUGCUUGCGCUUCCUCUGCUUGCGCUUCCUCUGCUUGUGCUCCUCUGCUUGCGCUUCCUCUGCUUCUUGGGCUUCCUUUGCUUGGGCUCCUGUGCUUGCACUCCCUCUACUUGCACGUCCUCUUCUUGCGCUUCCUGUGCUUGUGCUUCCUCUGCUUGUGCUUCCUCUACUUGCGCUUCCUCUUCUUGUGCUUCCUCUGCUUGAACUUCCUCUACUUGCGCUUCCUCUGCUUGCGCUCCUCUGCUUGUGCUUCCUCUGCUUGUGCUUCCUCUGCUUGCGCUUCUUCUAGUUGUGCUUCCGCUGCUUGUGCUUCCUCUGCUUGUGCUUCCUCUGCUUGCGCUUCCUCUGCUUGCGCUUCCUCUGCUUGCGCUUCCUCUACAUGUGCUUCCUUUGCUUGGGCUCCUCUGCUUGUGCGUCCUCUGCUUGUGCUUCCUCUGCUUGCGCUUCCUCUACUUGUGCUUCCUCUGCUUGUGCUUCCUCUGCUUGCGCUUCCUCUGCUUGCGCUUCCUCUGCUUCCACUUCCUCUGCUUGUGCUUCCUCUGCUUGCGCUUCCUCUGCUUGUGCUUCCUCUAUUUGCGCUUCCUCUGCUUGCGCUUCCUCUAUUUGCGCUUCCUCUUCUUGCGCUUCCAUUGCUUACGCUUCCUCUGCUUGUGCUUCCUCUGCUUGCUCUUCCUUUGCUUACGCUUCCUCUGCCUGCGCUCCUCUGCUUGUGCUUCCUCUGCUUGUGCUUCCUCUGCUUGCGCUUCCUCUGCUUGUGCUUCCUCUGCUUGCGCUUCCUCUGCCUGCGCUUCCUCUGCUUGUGCUUCCUCUACUUGCGCUUCCUCUUCUUGUGCUUCCUCUGCUUGAACUUCCUCUACUUGCGCUUCCUCUGCUUGCGCUCCUCUGCUUGUGCUUCCUCUGCUUGUGGUUCCUCUGCUUGCGCUUCUUCUAGUUGUGCUUCCGCUGCUUGUGCUUCCUCUGCUUGUGCUUCCUCUGCUUGCGCUUCCUCUGCUUGCGCUUCCUCUGCUUGCGCUUCCUCUGCUUGGGCUCCUCUGCUUGUGCUUCCUCUGCUUGUGCUUCCUCUGCUUGCGCUUCCUCUGCUUGUGCUUCUUCUGCUUGUGCUUCCUCUCCUUGCGCUUCCCCUGCUUGUGCUUCCUCUGCUUGCGCUUCCUCUGCUUGCGCUUCCGCUGCUUGUGCUUCCUCUGCUUGUGCUUCCUCUGCUUGUGCUUCCUCUGCUUGCGUUUCCUCUGCUUAAGCUUCCUCUGCUUGCGCUUCCUCUGCUUGCGCUCCUCUGGUUGUGCCUCCUCUGCUUGUGCUUCCUCUGCUUGCGCUUCCUCUGCUUGUGCUUCCUCUGCUUUCGCUUCUUCUGCUUGUGCUUCCUCUGCUUGUGCUUCCUCUGCUUGCGCUCCUCUGCUUGUGCUUCCUCUGCUUGUGCUUCCUGCUUGUGCUUCCUCUGCUUGCGCUUCCUAUGCUUGUGCUUCCUCUACUUGCGCUUCCUCUGCUUGCGCUUCCUCUGCUUGCGCUUCCUCUUCUUGCGCUUCCUCUGCUUACGCUACCUCUGCUUGUGCUUCCUCUGCUUGCUCUUCCUUUGCUUACGCUUCCUCUUCUUGCGCUCCUCUGCUUGUGCGUUCUCUGCUUGUGCUUCCUCUGCUUGCGCUUCCUCCGCUUGUGCAUCCUCUACUUGCGCUUCCUCUGCUUGUGCUUCCUCUGCUUGCGCUUCCUCUGCUUGCGCUCCUGUGCUUGUGCUUCCUCUGCUUGUGCUUCCUGCUUGUGCUUCCUCUACUUGCGCUUCGUCUGCUUGUGCUUCCUCUACUUGCGCUUCCUCUUCUUGCGCUUCCUGUACUUACGCUUCUUCUGCUUGUGCUUCCUCUGCUUGCUCUUCCUUUGCUUACGCUUCCUCUGCCUGCGCUUCUCUGCUUGUGCUUCCUCUGCUUUUGCUUCCUUUGCUUGUGCUUCCUCUGCUUGUGCUUCCUUUGCUUACGCUUCCUCAGCUUGCGCUCCUCUGCUUGUGCUUCCUCUGCUUGUGCUUCCUCUGCUUGCGCUUCCUUUGCUUGUGCAUCCUCUACUUGCGCUUCCUCUGCUUGUGCUUCCUCUGCUUGCGCUUCCUCUGCUUGCGCUCCUCUGCUUGUGCUUCCUCUGCUUGUGCUUCCUGCUUGUGCUUCCUCUACUUGCGCUUCCUCUGCUUGUGCUUUCUCUACUUGCACUUCCUCUGCUUGCGCUUCCUGUGCUUGCGCUUCCUCUUCUUGCGCUUCCUGUGCUUACGCUUCCUCUGCUUGUGCUUCCUCGGCUUGCUCAUCCUUUGCUUACGCUUCCUCUGCCUGCGCUCCUCUGCUUGUGCUUCCUCUGCUUGUGCUUCCUUUGCUUGCGUUUCCUCUGCUUGUGCUUCCUCUACUUGCGCUUCCUCUGCUUGUGCUUCCUCUGCUUGCGCUUCCUCUGCUUGCGCUCCUCUGCUUGUGCUUCCUCUGCUUGCGAUUCCUCUGCUUGCGCUUCCUCUGCUUGCGCUUCCUCUGCUUGCGCUUCCUCUGCUUGCGCUUCCUCUGCUUGCGCUUCCUCAGUUUGCGCUCCUCUUCUUGUGCUUCCUCUGCUUGUGCGUCCUCUACUUGUGCUUCCUCUGCUUGUGCUUCCUCUACUUGCGCUUCUUCUGCUUGUGCUUCCUCUGCUUGUGCUUCCUCUUCUUGCGCUCCUCUACUUGUGCUUCCUCUGCUUGCGAUUCCUCUGCUUGCGCUUCCUCUGCCUUCGCUUCCUCUACUUGCGCUCCUCUGCUUGUGCUUCCUCUGCUUGUGCUUCCUCUGCUUGCUCUUCCUUUGCUUACGCUUCCUCUGCCUGCGCUCCUCUGCUUGCACUUCCUCUGCUUGGCCUUCCUCUGCUUGCACUUCCUCUGCUUGUGCUUCCUCUACUUGCGCUCCUCUGCUUGUGCUUCCUUUGCUUGCGCUUCCUAUGCUUGCGCUUCCUCUGCUUGGGCUCCUUUGCUUGUGCUUCCUCUGCUUGUGCUUCCUUUGAUUGUGCUUCCUCUGCUUGUGCUUCCUCUGCUUGUGCUUCCUCUGCUUGUGCUUCCUCUGCUUGUGCUUCCUCUGCUUGCGCUUCCUCUGCUUGUGCUUCCUCUGCUUGCACUUCCUUUGCUUGCGCUCCUCUGCUCCUGCUUCCUCUGCUUGUGCUUCCUGCUUGUGCUUCCUCUGCUUGCGCUUCCUCUGCUUACGCUUCCUCUGCUUGCGCUUCCUCUGCUUGCACUUCCUCUGCUUGCGCUUCCUCUUCUUGCGCUUCCUCAGCUUAUGCUUCCUCUGAUUGUGCUUCCUCAUCUUGCUCUUCCUUUGCUUACGCUUCCUCUGCUUGCGCUCCUCUGCUUGGGCUUCAUCUGCUUGUGCUUCCUUUCGUUGCAAUUCCUCUGUUUUUGCUUCCUCUGCUUGCGCUUCCUCUGCUUGCGCUCCUCUACUUGUGCUUCCUCUGCUUGUGCUUCCUGCUUGUGCUUCCUCUACUUGUGCUUCCUCUGCUUGUGCUUCCUCUACUUGCGCUUCCUCUGCUUGCGCUUCCUUUGCUUGCGCUUCCUCCUCUUGCGCUUCCUCUGCUUAUGCUUCCUCUGCUUGUGCUUCCUCUGCUUGCUCUUCCUUUGCUUACGCUUCCUCAGCCUGCGCUCCUCUGCUUGUGCUUCCUCUGCUUGUGCGUCCUCUACUUGCGCUUCCUCUGCUUGUGCUUCCUCUACUUGCGCUUCUUCUGCUUGUGCUUCCUCUGCUUGUGCUUCCUGUGCUUGCGCUCCUCUGCUUGUGCUUCCUCUGCUUGCGAUUCCUCUGCUUGCGCUUCCUCUGCUUUCGCUUCCUCUACUUGCGCUCCUCUGCUUGUGCUUCGUCUGCUUGUGCUUCCUCUGCUUGCUCUUCUUUUGCUUACGCUUCCUCUGCCUGCGCUCCUCUGCUUAUGCUUCCUCUGCUUGUGCUUCCUCUGCUUGCGCUUCCUCUUCUUGUGCUUCCUCUACUUGCACUUCCUCUGCUUGUGCUUCCUCUUCUUGUGCUUCCUCUACUUGCGCUCCUCUGCUUGUGCUUCCUCUGCUUGUGCUUCCUCUGCUUGUGCUUCCUCUUCUUGUGCUUCCUCUGCUUGCGCUUCCUCUGCUAUCGCUUCCUCUGGUUGUGACUCCUCUGCUUGCGCUUCCUCUACUUGCGCUUCCUCUACUUGAGCUUCCUCUGCUUGGGCAUCCUCUGCUUGCGCUUCCUCUGCUUGCACUUCCUCUGCUUGCGCUUCCUCUUCUUGCGCUCCUCUGCUUGUGCUUCCUCUGCUUGUGCUUCCUCUGCUUGCGCUUCCUCUGCUUGUGCUUCUUCUGCUUCCGCUUCCUCUACUUGUGCUUCCUCUACUUGCGCUUCCUUUGCUUCUCCCGCUUCCUCUGCUUGCAUUUCCUCUGCUUGUGCUUCCUCUUCUUGCACUUCCUCUGUUUGCGCUUCCUCUGCUUGCGCUCCUCUCCUUGUGCUUCCUCUGCUUAUGCUUCCUCUGCUUGCGUUUCCUCUGCUUGUGCUUCUUCAGCUUCCGCUUCCUUUGCUUGUUCUUCCUCUGCUUGUGCUUCCUCUGCUUGUGCUUCCUGCUUGUGCUUCCUCUACUUGUGCUUCCUCUGCUUGUGCUUCCUCUACUUGCGCUUCCUCUGCUUGCGCUUCCUUUGCUUGCGCUUCCUCCUCUUGCGCUUCCUCUGCUUACGCUUCCUCUGCUUGUGCUUCCUCUGCUUGCUCUUCCUUUGCUUACGCUUCCUCAGCCUGCGCUCCUAUGCUUGUGCUUCCUCUGCUUGUGCGUCCUCUACUUGCGCUUCCUCUGCUUGUGCUUCCUCUACUUGCGCUUCUUCUGCUUGUGCUUCCUCUGCUUGUGCUUCCUCUGCUUGCGCUCCUCUGCUUGUGCUUCCUCUGCUUGCGAUUCCUCUGCUUGCGCUUCCUCUGCUUUCGCUUCCUCUACUUGCGCUCCUCUGCUUGUGCUUCCUCUGCUUGUGCUUCCUCUGCUUGCUCUUCCUUUGCUUACGCUUCCUCUGCCUGUGCUCCUCUGCUUAUGCUUCCUCUGCUUGUGCUUCCUCUGCUUGCGCUUCCUCUGCUUGUGCUUCCUCUACUUGCACUUCCUCUGCUUGUGCUUCCUCUUCUUGUGCUUCCUCUACUUGCGCUCCUCUGCUUGUGCUUUCUCUACUUGUGCUUCCUCUGCUUGUGCUUCCUCUUCUUGUGCUUCCUCUGCUUGCGCUUCCUCUGCUUUCGCUUCCUCUAGUUGUGACUCCUCUGCUUGUGCUUCCUCUACUUGCGCUUCCUCUACUUGCGCUUCCUCUGCUUGGGCAUCCUCUGCUUGCGCUUCCUCUGCUUGCACUUCCUCUGCUUGCGCUUCCUCUUCUUGCGCUCCUCUGCUUGUGCUUCCUCUGCUUGUGCGUCCUCUACUUGCGCUUCCUCUGCUUGUGCUUCCUUUACUUGCGCUUCUUCUGCUUGUGCUUCCUCUGCUUGUGCUUCCUCUGCUUGCGCUCCUCUGCUUGUGCUUCCUCUGCUUGCGAUUCCUCUGCUUGCGCUUCCUUUGCUUUUGCUUCCUCUACUUGCGCUCCUCUGCUUGUGCUUCCUCUGCUUGUGCUUCCUCUACUUGCUCUUCCUUUGCUUACGCUUCCUCUGCCUGCGCUACUCUUCUUAUGCUUCCUCUGCUUGUGCUUCCUCUGCUUGCGCUUCCUCUGCUUGUGCUUCCUCUACUUGCACUUCCUCUGCUUGUGCUUCCUCUUCUUGUGCUUCCUCUACUUGCGCUCCUCUGCUUGUGCUUUCUCUACUUGUGCUUCCUCUGCUUGUGCUUCCUCUUCUUGUGCUUCCUCUGCUUGCGCUUCCUUUGCUUUCGCUUCCUCUGGUUGUGACUCCUCUGCUUGUGCUUCCUCUACUUGCGCUUCCUCUACUUGCGCUUCCUCUGCUUGGGCAUCCUCUGCUUGCGCUUCCUCGGCUUGCACUUCCUCUGCUUGCGCUUCCUCUUCUUGCGCUCCUCUGCUUGUGCUUCCUCUGCUUGUGCUUCCUCUGCUUGCGCUUUCUCUGCUUGUGCUUCCUCUGCUUACGCUUCCUCUGCUUGCGCUUCCUCUGCUCACGCUUCCUGUGCCUGUGCUUCCUCUGCUUGUGCAUCCUCUGCUUGCGCUUCCUCUGCUUGCACUUCCUCUGCUUGCGCUUCCUCUUCUUGCGCUCCUCUACUUGUGCUUCCUCUGCUUACGCUUCCUCUGCUUGCGCUUCCUCUGCUCACGCUUCCUCUGCUUGUGCUUCCUCUGCUUGCGCUUCCUCUGCUUGCGCUUCCUCUGCUUCCGCUUCCUUUGCUUGUUCUUCCUCUGCUUGUGCUUCCUUUCGUUGCAAUUCCUCUGUUUUUGCUUCCUCUGCUUGCGCUUCUUCUGCUUGCGCUCCUCUACUUGUGCUUCCUCUGCUUGUGCUUCCUGCUUGUGCUUCCUCUACUUGUGCUUCCUCUGCUUGUGCUUCCUCUACUUGCGCUUCCUCUGCUUGCGCUUCCUUUGCUUGCGCUUCCUCCUCUUGCGCUUCCUCUGCUUAUGCUUCCUCUGCUUGUGCUUCCUCUGCUUGCUCUUCCUUUGCUUACGCUUCCUCAGCCUGCGCUCCUCUGCUUGUGCUUCCUCUGCUUGUGCUUCCUCUACUUGCGCUUCCUCUGCUUGUGCUUCCUCUACUUGCGCUUCUUCUGCUUGUGCUUCCUCUGCUUGUGCUUCCUGUGCUUGCGCUCCUCUGCUUGUGCUUCCUCUGCUUGCGAUUCCUCUGCUUGCGCUUCCUCUGCUUUCGCUUCCUCUACUUGCGCUCCUCUGCUUGUGCUUCCUCUGCUUGUGCUUCCUCUGCUUGCUCUUCUUUUGCUUACGCUUCCUCUGCCUGCGCUCCUCUGCUUAUGCUUCCUCUGCUUGUGCUUCCUCUGCUUGCGCUUCCUCUGCUUGUGCUUCCUCUACUUGCACUUCCUCUGCUUGUGCUUCCUCUUCUUGUGCUUCCUCUACUUGCGCUCCUCUGCUUGUGGUUCCUCUGCUUGUGCUUCCUCUGCUUGUGCUUCCUCUUCUUGUGCUUCCUCUGCUUGCGCUUCCUCUGCUAUCGCUUCCUCUGGUUGUGACUCCUCUGCUUGCGCUUCCUCUACUUGCGCUUCCUCUACUUGCGCUUCCUUUGCUUGGGCAUCCUCUGCUUGCACUUCCUCUGCUUGCACUUCCUCUGCUUGCGCUUCCUCUUCUUGCGCUCCUCUGCUUGUGCUUCCUCUGCUUGUGCUUCCUCUGCUUGCGCUUCCUCUGCUUGUGCUUCUUCUGCUUCCGCUUCCUCUACUUGUGCUUCCUUGCUUCCUCUGCUUACACUUCCUCUGCUUGCGCUUCCUCUUCUCGCGCUUCCUCUGCUUGUGCUUCCUUUGCUUGUGCUUCUUCUGCUUGUGCUUCCUCAACUUGUGCUUUCUCUGCUUGCGCUUCCUCUGGUUGUGACUCCUCACGUUCCGCUUCCUCUGCUUGCGCUUUCUCUGCUUGUGCUUCCUCUUCUUGCCCUUCCUCUGCUUGCCCUUCCUCUGCUUGUGCUCCUCUGCUUGUGCUUCCUCUGCUUGUGCUUCCUCUGCUUGCGCUUCCUCUGCUUGUGCUUCCUCUACUUACGCUUCCUUUGCUUGCGCUUCCUCUGCUCACGCUUCCUCUGCUUGUGCUUCCUCUGCUUGUGCUUCCUCUGCUUGUGCUUCCUCAACUUGCGCUUCCUCUGCUUGCGCUUCCUCUGGUUGUGACUCCUCAGCUCCCGCUUCCUCUGCUUGCAUUUCCUCUGCUUGUGCUUCCUCUUCUUGCGCUUCCUCUGUUUGCGCUUCCUCUGCUUGCGCUCCUCUGCUUGUGCUUCCUCUGCUUGUGCUUCCUCUGCUUGCAUUUCCUCUGCUUGCGCUUCCUCUGCUUGCAUUUCUUCUUCAGCUUCCGCUUCCUUUGCUUGUUCUUCCUCUGCUUGUGCUUCCUCUGCUUGUGCUUCCUGCUUGUGCUUCCUCUACUUGUGCUUCCUCUGCUUGUGCUUCCUCUACUUGCGCUUCCUCUGCUUGCGCUUCCUUUGCUUGCGCUUCCUCCUCUUGCGCUUCCCCUGCUUACGCUUCCUCUGCUUGUGCUUCCUCUGCUUGCUCUUCCUUUGCUUACGCUUCCUCAGCCUGCGCUCCUCAGCCUGCGCUUCCUCUGCUUGUGCUUUCUCUACUUGCACUUCUUCUGCUUGUGCUUCCUCUGCUUGUGCUUCCUCUGCUUGCGCUCCUCUGCUUGUGCUUCCUCUGCUUGCGAUUCCUCUGCUUGCGCUUCCUCUGCUUUCGCUUCCUCAACUUGCGCUCCUCUGCUUGUGCUUCCUCUGCUUGUGCUUCCUCCGCUUGCUCUUCCUUUGCUUACGCUUCCUCUGCCUGCGCUCCUCUGCUUAUGCUUCCUCUGCUUGUGCUUCCUCUGCUUGCGCUUCCUCUGCUUGUGCUUCCUCUACUUGCACUUCCUCUGCUUGUGCUUCCUCUUCUUGUGCUUCCUCUACUUGCGCUCCUCUGCUUGUGCUUCCUCUACUUGUGCUUCCUCUGCUUGUGCUUCCUCUUCUUGUGCUUCCUCUGCUUGCGCUUCCUCUGCUUUCGCUUCCUCUGGUUGUGACUCCUCUGCUUGUGCUUCCUCUACUUGCGCUUCCUCUACUUGCGCUUCCUCUGCUUGGGCAUCCUCUGCUUGCGCUUCCUCUGCUUGCACUUCCUCUGCUUGCGCUUCCUCUUCUUGCGCUCCUCUGCUUGUGCUUCCUCUGCUUGUGCUUCCUCUGCUUGCGCUUCCUCUGCUUGUGCUUCUUCUGCUUACGCUUCCUCUGCUUGCGCUUCCUCUGCUCACGCUUCCUCUGCUUGUGCUUCCUCUGCUUGUGCUUCCUCUGCUUGUGCUUCCUCAACUUGCGCUUCCUCUGCUUGCGCUUCCUCUGGUUGUGACUUCUCAGCUCCCGCUUCCUCUGCUUGCAUUUCCUCUGCUUGUGCUUCCUCUUCUUGCGCUUCCUCUGUUUGCGCUUCCUCUGCUUGCGCUCCUCUGCUUGUGCUUCCUCUACUUGUGCUUCCUUUGCUUGCGUUUCCUCUGCUUGUGCUUCUUCAGCUUCCGCUUCCUUUGCUUGUUCUUCCUCUGCUUGUGCUUCCUCUGCUUGCGCUUCCUCUGCUUGCGCUUCCUAUGCUUGCGCUUCCUCUGCUUGGGCUCCUUUGUUUGUGCUUCCUCUGCUUGUGCUUCCUUUGCUUGUGCUUCCUCUGCUUGUGCUUCCUCUACUUGUGCUUCCUCUGCUUGUGCUUCCUCUGCUUGUGCUUCCUCUGCUUGCGCUUCCUCUGCUUGUGCUUCCUCUGCUUGCACUUCCUUUGCUUGCGCUCCUCUGCUCCUGCUUCCUCUGCUUGUGCUUCCUGCUUGUGCUUCCUCUGCUUGCGCUUCCUCUGCUUACGCUUCCUCUGCUUGCGCUUCCUCUGCUUGCACUUCCUCCGCUUGCGCUUCCUCUUCUUACGCUUCCUCAGCUUAUGCUUCCUCUGAUUGUGCUUCCUCAUCUUGCUCUUCCUUUGCUUAUGCUUCCUCUGCUUGCGCUCCUCUGCUUGUGCUUCCUCUGCUUGUGCUUCCUUUCCUUGCAAUUCCUCUGCUUGUGCUUCCUCUGCUUGCGCUUCCUCUGCUUGCGCUCCUCUACUUGUGCUUCCUUUGCUUGUGCUUCCUCUGCUUGUGCUUCCUCUGCUUGUGCUUCCUCUACUUGCGCUUCCUCUGCUUGCGCUUCCUUUGCUUGCGCUUCCUCCUCUUGCGCUUCCUCUGCUUACGCUUCCUCUGCUUGUGCUUCCUCUGCUUGCUCUUCCUUUGCUUACGCUUCCUCAGCCUGCGCUCCUCUGCUUGUGCUUCCUCUGCUUGUGCGUCCUCUACUUGCGCUUCCUCUGCUUGUGCUUCCUCUACUUGGGCUUCUUCUGGUUGUGCUUCCUCUGCUUGUGCUUCCUUUGCUUGCGCUCCUCUGCUUGUGCUUCCUCUGCUUGCGAUUCCUCUGCUUGCGCUUCCUCUGCUUUUGCUUCCUCUACUUGCGCUCCUCUGCUUGUGCUUCCUCUGCUUGUGCUUCCUCUGCUCGCUCUUCCUUUGCUUACGCUUCCUCUGCCUGCGCUCCUCUGCUUUUGCUACCUCUGCUUGUGCUUCCUCUGCUUGCGCUUCCUCUGCUUGUGCUUCCUCUACUUGCAAUUCCUCUGCUUGUGCUUCCUCCUCUUGUGCUUCCUCUACUUGCACUUCUCUGCUUGUGAUUCCUCUGCUUGCGAUUCCUCUGCUUGCGCUUCCUCUUCUUGAGCUUCCUUUGCUUGCGCUCCUCUGCUUGUGCUUCCUCUGCUUGCGCUUCCUCUGCUUGUGCUUCCUCUGCUUGCGCUUCCUCUGCUUGCGCUUCCUCUGCUUGCGCUUCCUCUGCUUGCGCUUCCUCUGCUUGUGCUCCUCUGCUUGCGCUUCCUCUGGCUUCCUCUGCUUGUGCUUCCUCUGCUUGUGCGUCCUCUACUUGCGCUUCCUCUGCUUGUGCUUCCUCUACUUGCGCUUCUUCUGCUUGUGCUUCCUCUGCUUGUGCUUCCUCUGCUUGCGCUCCUCUGCUUGUGCUUCCUCUGCUUGCGAUUCCUCUGCUUGCGCUUCCUUUGCUUUCGCUUCCUCUACUUGCACUCCUCUGCUUGUGCUUCCUCUGCUUGUGCUUCCUCUGCUUGCUCUUCCUUUGCUUACGCUUCCUCUGCCUGCGCUCCUCUGCUUAUGCUUCCUCUGCUUGUGCUUCCUCUGCUUGCGCUUCCUCUGCUUGUGCUUCCUCUACUUGCACUUCCUCUGCUUGUGCUUCCUCUUCUUGUGCUUCCUCUACUUGCGCUCCUCUGCUUGUGCUUCCUCUACUUGUGCUUCCUCUGCUUGUGCUUCCUCUUCUUGUGCUUCCUCUGCUUGCGCUUCCUCUGCUUUCGCUUCCUCUGGUUGUGACUCCUCUGCUUGUGCUUCCUCUACUUGCGCUUCCUCUACUUGCGCUUCCUCUGCUUGGGCAUCCUCUGCUUGCGCUUCCUCUGCUUGCACUUCCUCUGCUUGCGCUUCCUCUUCUUGCGCUCCUCUGCUUGUGCUUCCUCUGCUUGUGCUUCCUCUGCUUGCGCUUCCUCUGCUUGUGCUUCCUCUGCUUACGCUUCCUCUGCUUGCGCUUCCUCUGCUCACGCUUCCUCUGCUUGUGCUUCCUCUGCUUGUGCUUCCUCUGCUUGUGCUUCCUCAACUUGCGCUUCCUCUGCUUGCGCUUCCUCUGGUUGUGACUUUUCAGCUCCCGCUUCCUCUGCUUGCAUUUCCUCUGCUUGUGCUUCCUCUUCUUGCGCUUCCUCUGUUUGCGCUUCCUCUGCUUGCGCUCCUCUGCUUGUGCUUCCUCUACUUGUGCUUCCUUUGCUUGCCUUCCUUUGCUUGCGCUCCUCUGCUUGUGCUUCCUCUGCUUGCGCUUCCUCUGCUUGUGCUUCCUCUGCUUGCGCUUCCUCUGCUUGCGCUUCCUCUGCUUGCGCUUCCUCUGCUUGCGCUUCCUCUGCUUGUGCUCCUCUGCUUGCGCUUCCUCUGGUUGUGCUUCCUCUACUUGCGCUUCCUCUACUUGCGCUUCCUCUGCUUGCGCUUCCUUUGCUUGCGCUUCCUCCUCUUGCGCUUCCUCUGCUUAGGCUUCCUCUGCUUGUGCUUCCUCUGCUUGUGCGUCCUCUACUUGCGCUUCCUCUGCUUGUGCUUCCUCUACUUGCGCUUCUUCUGCUUGUGCUUCCUCUGCUUGUGCUUCCUCUGCUUGCGCUCCUCUGCUUGUGCUUCCUCUGCUUGCGAUUCCUCUGCUUGCGCUUCCUUUGCUUUCGCUUCCUCUACUUGCACUCCUCUGCUUGUGCUUCCUCUGCUUGUGCUUCCUCUGCUUGCUCUUCCUUUGCUUACGCUUCCUCUGCCUGCGCUCCUCUGCUUAUGCUUCCUCUGCUUGUGCUUCCUCUGCUUGCGCUUCCUCUGCUUGUGCUUCCUCUACUUGCACUUCCUCUGCUUGUGCUUCCUCUUCUUGUGCUUCCUCUACUUGCGCUCCUCUGCUUGUGCUUCCUCUACUUGUGCUUCCUCUGCUUGUGCUUCCUCUUCUUGUGCUUCCUCUGCUUGCGCUUCCUCUGCUUUCGCUUCCUCUGGUUGUGACUCCUCUGCUUGUGCUUCCUCUACUUGCGCUUCCUCUACUUGCGCUUCCUCUGCUUGGGCAUCCUCUGCUUGCGCUUCCUCUGCUUGCACUUCCUCUGCUUGCGCUUCCUCUUCUUGCGCUCCUCUGCUUGUGCUUCCUCUGCUUGUGCUUCCUCUGCUUGCGCUUCCUCUUCUUGUGCUUCCUCUGCUUACGCUUCCUCUGCUUGCGCUUCCUCUGCUCACGCUUCCUCUGCUUGUGCUUCCUCUGCUUGUGCUUCCUCUGCUUGUGCUUCCUCAACUUGCGCUUCCUCUGCUUGCGCUUCCUCUGGUUGUGACUUUUCAGCUCCCGCUUCCUCUGCUUGCAUUUCCUCUACUUGUGCUUCCUCUUCUUGCGCUUCCUCUGUUUGCGCUUCCUCUGCUUGCGCUCCUCUGCUUGUGCUUCCUCUACUUGUGCUUCCUUUGCUUGCGUUUCCUCUGCUUGUGCUUCUUCAGCUUCCGCUUCCUUUGCUUGUUCUUCCUCUGCUUGUGCUUCCUCUGCUUGCGCUUCCUCUGCUUGCGCUUCCUAUGCUUGCGCUUCCUCUACUUGGGCUCCUUUGUUUGUGCUUCCUCUGCUUGUGCUUCCUUUGCUUGUGCUUCCUUUGCUUGUGCUUCCUCUACUUGUGCUUCCUCUGCUUGUGCUUCCUCUGCUUGUGCUUCCUCUGCUUGCGCUUCCUCUGCUUGUGCUUCCUCUGCUUGCGCUUCCUUUGCUUGCGCUCCUCUGCUCCUGCUUCCUCUGCUUGUGCUUCCUGCUUGUGCUUCCUCUGCUUGCGCUUCCUCUGCUUACGCUUCCUCUGCUUGCGCUUCCUCUACUUGCACUUCCUCCGCUUGCGCUUCCUCUUCUUACGCUUCCUCAGCUUAUGCUUCCUCUGAUUAUGCUUCCUCAUCUUGCUCUUCCUUUGCUUACGCUUCCUCUGCUUGCGCUCCUCUGCUUGUGCUUCCUCUGCUUGUGCUUUCUUUCCUUGCAAUUCCUCUGCUUGUGCUUCCUCUGCUUGCGCUUCCUCUGCUUGCGCUCCUCUACUUGUGCUUCCUUUGCUUGUGCUUCCUCUGCUUGUGCUUCCUCUGCUUGUGCUUCCUCUACUUGCGCUUCCUCUGCUUGCGCUUCUUUUGCUUGCGCUUCCUCCUCUUGCGCUUCCUCUGCUUACGCUUCCUCUGCUUGUGCUUCCUCUGCUUGCUCUUCCUUUGCUUACGCUUCCUCAGCCUGCGCUCCUCUGCUUGUGCUUCCUCUGCUUGUGCGUCCUCUACUUGCGCUUCCUCUGCUUGUGCUUCCUCUACUUGGGCUUCUUCUGGUUGUGCUUCCUCUGCUUAUGCUUCCUUUGCUUGCGCUCCUCUGCUUGUGCUUCCUCUGCUUGCGAUUCCUCUGCUUGCGCUUCCUCUGCUUUUGCUUCCUCUAAUUGCGCUCCUCUGCUUGUGCUUCCUCUGCUUGUGCUUCCUCUGCUCGCUCUUCCUUUGCUUACGCUUCCUCCGCCUGCGCUCCUCUGCUUAUGCUACCUCUGCUUGUGCUUCCUCUGCUUGCGCUUCCUCUGCUUGUGCUUCCUCUACUUGCACUUCCUCUGCUUGUGCUUCCUCCUCUUGUGCUUCCUCUACUUGCACUUCUCUGCUUGUGAUUCCUCUGCUUGCGAUUCCUCUGCUUGCGCUUCCUCUUCUUGAGCUUCCUUUGCUUGCGCUCCUCUGCUUGUGCUUCCUCUGCUUGCGCUUCCUCUGCUUGUGCUUCCUCUGCUUGCGCUUCCUCUGCUUGCGCUUCCUCUGCUUGCGCUUCCUCUGCUUGCGCUUCCUCUGCUUGUGCUCCUCUGCUUGCGCUUCCUCUGGUUGUGCUUCCUCUACUUGCGCUUCCUCUACUUGCGCUUCCUCUCCUUGCGCUUCCUCUACUUGCGCUUCCUCUGCUUGCGCUCCUCUGCUUGUGCUUCCUCUGCUUGCGCUUUCUCUGCUUGUGCUUCCUGUGCUUGCGCCUCCUCUGCUUGUGCUUCCUCUGCUUGCCCUUCCUCUGCUUGCACUUCCUCUGCAUGCGCUUCCUCUGCUUUUGCUUCCUCUGCUUAUGCUUCCUCUGCUUGUGCUUCCUCUGCUUGCGCUUCCUCUGCUUGUGCUUCCUCUGCUUGCGCUUCCUCUGCUUGCGCUUCCUCUGCUUGCGCUUCCUCUGCUUGCGCUUCCUCUACUUGCGCUUCCUCUUCUUGCGCUUCCUGUGCUUGCGCUUCCUCUACUUGCGCUUCCUCUGCUUGGGCUCCUCUUAUAUCUGAAGUGA